Molecule: messenger RNA, 1686 nt
Organism: Pollicipes pollicipes
Lineage: Eukaryota; Metazoa; Arthropoda; Thecostraca; Pollicipedomorpha; Pollicipedidae
Product: matrix-remodeling-associated protein 7
Exons: 2
Coding region: 77-310 (77 amino acids)
Source: RefSeq, a predicted model, not a curated record
GCCGCCGUCGUCGGGCCUGCCGCCGCCGCCGGGGCGGCAGGACUCGGACGACUCGGAGGAGGACUCGGACCGGGCCAUGCCCGACCUGGUGGAGGUGGCGCACCACCUGCCGGGCCGCGUGAAGCGGGCCGAGCUGCGCUCCAUCCGCAGUCAGCUGCAGCGCGGCAUGAGCGACGAGCAGCGCCGCCAGGAGAGACAGGUGGAGCGGGACCAGAUGGCCGCCAUACUGGACCUGAUGCAGAAGAACAGCGACAAGUUCGGCAGCCCGUCGCUGGACGACAUGCAGUCGCAGCUGAAGCUCUACAUGUGAGCUGCGCGCCCGCUCCGGUCCUCCGUGCGGGAUGUACACCCGCCCCGGCCGGAUCUCCGCGCGGGAUGUACACCUGCCCCGGUGGGAUCUCCGCGCGGGAUGUAUGCCCCGGCCGGAUCUCUGGAUCUCUCGGGAUGCCCCGGCCGGAUCUCGGUGUGGGAUGUACACCUGCCCCGGCCGGAUCUCCGCGCGGGAUGUAUGCCCCGGCCGGAUCUCUGGAUCUCCGCGCGGGAUGUACCCCGCCCCGGCCGGAUUUCCGCGCGCGAUGUACCCGCCCCGGUCGGAUCUCGGUGUGGGAUGUACCCCCGCCAUCUACGGCUCGUGCUGUGAGCGGCGGGACACUGUUCGCUGGAGAUAACGUGCUCCCCCAUCCCACCCCAUCCCUACACCCCCGGUGAAGCCCGUGACGCGGCCGCUGCUGGGGCGGUGUCGAUGACGCACCUGUGCACGAGUCUCUGUGUCUGAGAUGAAGUGCACGAGUCUCUGUGUCUGAAGCGUAUGGCUGAACGGAAUAGAUAUGCAAGGCAUUGACUCCACGCAAGCUAUCGGUUCAAAGUCCUGUAGGCCAGUCAGUGUCCUUCCGUUUCGCGGCUGUUUUAAGUGCUACGGGCAAGUCAUUUCAGCUUAGGGAUAACUUUAUUUAAACGUCUGUGAUAUGGAUUAUAUAAUGUCAUGGCUAGGCUUGCGUGCAGACAUGUAUUCGUGUUUUUGUCUUAGCACAGCUUACCGUGCAUUAUUAUGUACUAUGCUAUCGUUGUUAGCUAUGUUCAGUGAUUUGUGUUAUUGCUAGCUUCACAUAUGAGCACUUCACUUCUAGUCAAGUUGCUGCGUGAGCAGUGAUGUACAAACAGGGUGUCCACGGGAGAAAAACUGCCCAGCUUUCAGACUAUCCGGGAAGGGGCUGGGGAAGUACAGGUGUUCCUGUACUUAACGUUUUUUUGUUCUGGCACGUAGCUGAGUGGACUGAUGCGUAUUUGUCACAUUUAAGGCGGUCAGUCCCGCAGCGUGGAUUGAGACAUAGCACAUGACAUGCUUUUCAUUGAAUAGGCCAGGAAGGGGAUGCGUGGUUUUAACCAGUGCUUGCCUAUUUCUAUUCAGCGGGCUUUAUUGCUGAAAAAGUGGUCCGAAGAUUCAGUGCCAUGACGUGUCGCCUGUGUAAGCGCUUGAUGGUCGUGGCCGUCAAAGGACCACAUCGUGUGAUGCUAGUUGGCGCCACGCCGCCCGUUGGCUUUUGGCGGAGCGUUGUUGCGUUGAACGUUGUGUGGUGUCGCGUCUGGCGAUUACGUAGCGAUCUCCCCCAUAUGCUUAAUGAGCGAUGGUCAGAUGGGUAAGAUGUCAUCAUUAUCUGGACAACAUAGCGUGAUCCGCGUGUGUGU